Messenger RNA from Salvelinus namaycush (lake trout), 774 nucleotides. RefSeq names its product keratin-associated protein 12-2-like. Bases 1 to 774 code for a protein of 257 amino acids. The transcript is spliced from 2 exons. NCBI's taxonomy places the organism in Eukaryota, Metazoa, Chordata, Actinopteri, Salmoniformes, Salmonidae. The record is from RefSeq and is a predicted model, not a curated record.
AUGCAGGGUCCAGACUACUGUCUCACCCGGUCCUCCCUCACUCUGUCCUGUCUCACCCUGUCCUGUCUCACCCUGUCCUCCCUCACUCUGUCCUGUCUCACCCUGUCCUGGCUCACCCUGUCCUGCCUCACCCUGUCCUGUCUCACCCUGUCCUGCCUCACCCUGUCCUGCCUCACCCUGUCCUGCCUCACCCUGUCCUGCCUCGCCCUGUCCUGCCUCACCCUGUCCUGCCUCACCCUGUCCUGCCUCACCCUGUCCUGCCUCACACUGUCCUGCCUCACCCUGUCCUGUCUCACACUGUCCUGCCUCACCCUGUCCUGGCUCACCCUGUUCUGGCUCACUCUGUCCUGUCUCACUCUGUCCUGUCUCACCCUGUCCUGCCUCACCCUGUCCUGCCUCACACUGUCCUGCCUCACCCUGUCCUGUCUCACACUGUCCUGCCUCACCCUGUCCUGUCUCACCCUGUCCUGGCUCACCCUGUCCUGUCUCACCCUGUCCUGCCUCACCCUGUCCUGCCUCACCCUGUCCUGCCUCACCCUGUCCUGCCUCACCCUGUCCUGCCUCACCCUGUCCUGUCUCACACUGUCCUGCCUCACCCUGUCCUGCCUCACCCUGUCCUGCCUCACACUGUCCUGCCUCACCCUGUCCUGUCUCACACUGUCCUGCCUCACCCUGUCCUGCCUCACCCUGUCCUGCCUCACCCUGUUCUGGCUCACCCUGUCCUGUCUGAGACAUACAGAUAGCCCACCUGAGACAUACAGAAAGCCCACCUGA